Paraglomus occultum is the source of this 174-nucleotide messenger RNA. NCBI's taxonomy places the organism in Eukaryota, Fungi, Glomeromycota, Glomeromycetes, Paraglomerales, Paraglomeraceae. The record is from the annotation of a GenBank genome assembly.
AUGGCUCGAAAAAUUAUCGCUGCACUCAUCUUGUUGGCUAUGCUUUCCACAAUCAACGCUGUGCCAAAUUCAAUGCUUGUUUGGACGAAAUGUUUUGAUACAAUUUCACUACCUACCGUACAAGCAAAUUAUCCUAUACCUGGUCAAGACCUGACCGUUACCGUUUCGGGAGAG